This is a messenger RNA of Colletotrichum orchidophilum, 2067 nucleotides long. RefSeq names its product fungal specific transcription factor domain-containing protein. Lineage: Eukaryota; Fungi; Ascomycota; Sordariomycetes; Glomerellales; Glomerellaceae. The record is from RefSeq and is a predicted model, not a curated record. Gene Ontology annotation, cellular component: nucleus. Gene Ontology annotation, molecular function: DNA binding; DNA-binding transcription factor activity, RNA polymerase II-specific; zinc ion binding. The transcript has 6 exons. The coding region runs from base 1 to 2067 and encodes 688 amino acids. Gene Ontology annotation, biological process: DNA-templated transcription; regulation of DNA-templated transcription.
AUGGCUAUUCUCUCCAAAGAGCGCCCCAAAAAUGAAGAAGUCGCACCAGUCUACAAGUCCAACAUCAUACACGAGAAGUUGAUAUCGGCCAGCAUUGUCACUUCCCCAAUGCGGUCCAAGAUCAAGUGCGUCAACAGCGGAAGCCCGCCCUGCUCCAAAUGUGAGAAGUCGGGCAGAUCGGACUGCGUACUGACCAGACCCCACGUCGCACCGAACGGACGGGCGGCGAAGAGGGCUCGGAAGGCGACGGAAGAGGCUUCGUCUGCAUCGCAUGAUCACGAUGCCGAGUCGCAGCGGCAACUUCUCUCCGCACCCCAUUCGAGGGGCCCAGCGACGCCCUCAUCGGGCCUUGAGUAUCGAGAUGGCAGGCAGGAAACGGACCACCAUCUCGAGCAAGUGCCCAAAGACGUUGUGUAUAUCGCUCUUGAGGCCUUCUGGCGCAAGUUCCCCGAGCUUCGCGUCAUACACCCGUCGUCGUUCAUGAGCUCGUUUGGGUCCAAUCGCCCGAGAGAGAGCAAGGCUUUGUUGGCAACAGUUCUUGCCAUGACCAAGACCCAGAAGCCGGAUUCGGAUCGUCUGCGAUCGCAGAUCCUCUAUCCGAGCGAAAGAUAUGCGUCCUAUGCGAGCGAUGUGUUGGCAGCAUGCAUACUACAGCCGCCAGACGUCAAGGUUAUCCAGGCCCUGCUCAUCCUAACAUUGUAUGAAUGGGGCACGCGAGAUUUUCACAAGGCCUGGAUGCAUUGUGGAAUCGCGAUUCGAAUGAUGCAGCUACUUCACAGCUCGCGAGUAGCGCCCUUCCCACUCGAGAUCCCACGCCGCAGCGAGCCGAAUAGCCUGACUCCCGCCAUCGAAACCAGGACAUUCUGGGCCUGUUUCAUCAUGGAUUGUAUGGUGAGCUCGGGAACCUACAAUCCACGGGUUCUUCCCAAGCAGGAGAUGGCUAAGCUCAACGUGCCGCGCCCGCCUACCUCUUCGGAGUUUGCUCUCGGACCAGGGUCAUCAGCGCAACCAGAAGGCGCGGGGGAGGAUUUCACAUCAAGCGGAACUGCGACUUCGGUAUAUCUUGAUCUGGACCAGAGUUUCGGGGUCAUGGCUGAUGGAUUCGACAUCUACUCCGACAUCAUGGCCUUCGUAUUCAACGACGGACGCAAAGCCCCGGGCAUGUGCUUGCCUGAGAAUUGCCCGUGGAUUUCUACCUCUCCUGUGGCGUGUUGGCGUCGAAGGCUCGAAGAAUGGAGAUCGAAACAACACCAUAGGCUACACUAUCCCAAUAAUAGUGUCGCGGCAUACGCCACCCUGGGCUAUGGGGAAUCCUUCGUUUACUUGAAUUUACUAUAUUACCAAAGCAUCGUCAUGCUACAGAGAGAGUACUUUCCAUUCUUGCCAACUACAGACAUGACUCCUUGCGGACCUAUUGACCCGCCAACACUUGAGGCUGAGGCUCCCCCAGGAUGGUGGGAGCAGAGUGCAAAAGAGCUGUUUGAGGCGGCGGCUCACCUAUCAAGCGUUCUCCAAGAAGCUUCAGAAUGCGGUGUGGCAGUCAUGACGCCAUUCGCCGGUUUCUGCGCCUUCUCGUCUUGCUACAUUAACCUUUAUGGUUUCAUGUUCCCGCGAAUAACUGCUGGGUAUGGCACGAAGACGGAAGAGUUGAUGAACUCGAGUAUAGAAUAUCUCAAUAAGUUCCGCGAGGUCUGGGACCUCGGCGACGGAUGGCUCAAGACGAUCCAAAACGGGUCGCUGAUGUAUCAAAGAGCGACAUCCGAUGCUCAGAGAUAUCGCGGUCGAUCUCGCUUCGACUUCAGUGUAUUACAUCAGUCUGUGCACGAGUUUCGGAUCGUUGAUAGGUCUGCCCAACAUCUAGAGGAAAUCAACAAUGCUGAACGAAGCACUGUCACUGCAACGGAAUGUACUAACGGCUCAGGCGACAAGCCAAUUCAAAGUAUCACUGGGUUGAAUCCGCACGCACUGAUAGAUGCUGCUGGCAGCAUGGAUGAUCAAGGUCUUUGGCCAAAUUGGUGGUCCAUGCUAGAAGACGUGGAUGCUUCAGAGAUAUUCACAAUGAGCUAG